Cygnus atratus (black swan) is the source of this 534-nucleotide messenger RNA. RefSeq names its product myelin P2 protein. Bases 39 to 437 code for a protein of 132 amino acids. Gene Ontology annotation, biological process: fatty acid transport; membrane organization. The transcript is spliced from 4 exons. The record is from RefSeq and is a predicted model, not a curated record. Gene Ontology annotation, molecular function: fatty acid binding. Gene Ontology annotation, cellular component: nucleus; myelin sheath; cytosol. Lineage: Eukaryota; Metazoa; Chordata; Aves; Anseriformes; Anatidae.
CUCUCUCUUCAGGACCACUGCCUCACGAAGCCAACAGGAUGUGUAACCGAUUUGUGGGAACCUGGAAACUUGUCUCCAGUGAAAAUUUUGAUGACUAUAUGAAAGAACUAGGAGUGGGCUUAGCUACCCGGAAACUAGGUGGCUUGGCAAAGCCUGAUGUGAUCAUCAGUAUGAAAGGGGACAUAGUAAACAUAAGAACUGAAAGCACCUUCAAAAAUACAGAGAUCUCCUUCAAACUGGGCCAGCAGUUUGAUGAAACGACAGCAGAUGACCGGAAAGUUAAGAGUGUUGUAACCUUGGAGAAAGGGUCAUUGGUGCAAGUGCAGAAGUGGAACGGCAAAGAAACCACAAUAAAGAGAAGACUGGUUGAUGGGAAAAUGGUGGUGGAGUGCGCCAUGAAAGGGGUUGUCUGCACUAGAGUCUACCAAAGAGUGUGAAGAAACUCCCUCCCUGCACUGGACUGGGACUGGCUCUUAAAACUCACCUUAGUUCAGUGACCAAAGCCUCAUGCACUGUGCUUCUUUAUUUUCUUAU